AUGCUUCUUGAGUCGGCAAGCCUCGCACUUCCAGGAUCACAGACAGUGCAGACAGACGACACAACGGAUAAUUCAACAAGCACCACUUCAACUCUUACGUUUAUUCCUGCCCAAACCUCGGACUCGAGUGCUGCACACUCCGACAUCACAUUACAACCAUUGACAAAAAGGGGAGGCGGUCCAACCGCUCCAGGUCCGAACAUUGGGUGGCUUUCACUCGGCGAUGACGGAUGGUUAUCAGCCCAGACAUCGUACUUCAUAGGCACGUUUCUACCCACUCUAGUGGCAUCGCUCUUCUCCAUCCUGUGGAAAGUGCUGGAUACUGAGACAAAGAGUCUGGAGCCAUUCGCUCAACUAGCAACACCCGGUGGCGGAACGGCAUCCGAGACGAUACUUCUUCAUUACAAUGGUGUCCAUGGCUUCUUUUCUUCGAUUACGGGAUUAUUCAUUGGGCAUCCUGCUGUUGCUCUGUCAACUUUUCUCAAGUAUAGCUCAGCCUUGUUAAUCCCUUUGGCUGCUGAAGCCGUUCAUCUCAAACUGCAAGGCGGAUGUCUUCAGGACUGGAAAGAUCGUUGCACAGCGGUGCUUGAAGCUACUGAUCCCGUGAUCCGGGUAGCCCAGGCAUUGCUUGCUUUCAUGGCAUGCUUGAAUAUUGUAUACAUGCUAUUGGUGAGCAGGAGAAACCUCGGGGUCUCAUUUGAUCCACGCAGCAUGCUGGGGAUUGCAAGCCUUGCUAUUAAUCCAUACCUCUCAGCUUUGAUGCGCAGGCUGCCCAUGGGACCUGAUGGAAUGUUCUUGCUAGACGAAGCCAGCUCGACAUUAGGAAAACAUAAAUUCGAAUUUGGGCGCGUCACGUAUUUGUCUGGACAACAAGAAUAUGGAAUUAUUGUUACAAACGGCGAUACUCAAAAUCUGUCUCCAUUGGCUAAGUCUACGUCGACAAAAGUCAACAACACGCAAUCAUCGAGUCGAUCAAUACUACUAGGUGCUCUGAUGGUGCUCGGUUUUGCAAUUUUUAUUAUUGGCUUAUGUAUCUUGAUUCUGUAUUACCGACUUACCGAUAACAAUACUGGGUUUGAGAGGUUCAUGGAUUCUCAAAGCAUAUUUGGGGUCCGAUUUCUCUUCACGAUCUUUGGUGUGAUUAUUGGAUUUGGAUGGGCUGCUAUCUUUCAGGAAUUAGCCACGAUUCAUCCUGCAUUGGAAAUGUCGCAAAGGCCAAUCAGUGCUAAGCACUCCAUCCUGAUGCCACUAUCACCGAGUCCCUACCAGGGAGUUGUAACGUACCUUCGUCAUGGACAUAAAAUGCUGGCUCUCGUUUCUUUGGUCACGAUCCUCAGUGACUUUCUACCAAUAGCGCUCGCCAAUAUCCCUUUUAGCAACGCAAUCACGUGGUCAACCUUCGAUAUUUGCACCUGGGUAAGCGUUGGAGUUCUAUCCUUCAUGCUUCUCGUGCUUAUUAUCGUCACGGUGGCAAUUCUUUGCAAGUCUUCGAGUGUUCUUUCACCUCUGGGAUCCGAAAGCUGGGGAACGCCGGCGGCAGUAUUAUAUCUAGUUUGUCACUCAGAUGAUUUCCUUUUGCAGCUACAUGGCCUCUCGAUUGCCCCGAGAACGGAAGUUAAGCGAAGGGUUGGAGCACUAAACACAAGAUACUAUAUCAUGAGGUCACUAUACGAUGGAGAGAGCGGACCUCUUAGAGUCCAAGUUCUUCCUGACAGCUAA
Fusarium redolens is the source of this 1719-nucleotide messenger RNA. RefSeq lists its product as uncharacterized. The record is from RefSeq and is a predicted model, not a curated record. The coding region runs from base 1 to 1719 and encodes 572 amino acids. The transcript is spliced from 2 exons. Lineage: Eukaryota; Fungi; Ascomycota; Sordariomycetes; Hypocreales; Nectriaceae.